Trichoderma harzianum CBS 226.95 is the source of this 1606-nucleotide messenger RNA. RefSeq lists its product as hypothetical. The transcript has a single exon. The coding region runs from base 156 to 1259 and encodes 367 amino acids. Gene Ontology annotation, molecular function: methyltransferase activity. The record is from RefSeq and is a predicted model, not a curated record. Lineage: Eukaryota; Fungi; Ascomycota; Sordariomycetes; Hypocreales; Hypocreaceae.
UAAAAAGAAAGAAGCGAGCCAGGGCGAAAACCCAUUAGGAGCAGUGGCCUCGGAUUACGAUUCUGGAGAAAACGGCUGGAAAGCAUUGAGUCUGGUUGACAACACCCGCAACUUGCGAUAUCAGUUAGUUCCAACGACUGCCUAGGUGGUUGAUAAUGGCGGUGGAAAGUAUGCCGCCUGCCGGCGAGUCUGUCAUCAUAGACGAUGACCAUGAGCAAGGUGAAAAGCACAAUGAUCAUGAUGCCGACAAUGGAGAGACAGAAGAGACAGAUGAAGAAGAAGAGCACGAGCAUGGCGAGGAAGACGAAGACGAGGACGGAGUUGAAGAAGCAGACCACGACGACGAAGACGACGCAACGGCCAGCGACUCCAACUCCAACUACUCGUCCGCCUCGGAAGACGCCCUCCCCCCGAUCCACGAGUACGGCCACGUCUACCACGGCUCGGGCCGCAUGGUGACGCCCAACGACCCGUGCGAGAACCAGCGCCAGGCCUAUCAGCACGAGCUCUUCACGCUAUGCCUCGGCGGCGCCCUGACCUUUACCAAGCUGCCCCUCGAGCACCUGAGCCCGGACAGCCCGCGCUUCCAUAUCCUUGAUGUCGGUUGCGGCGGAGGCCACUGGGGCAUGGAGAUGGCCCAGAGCAACCCGCUGGUCGACGUGCUGGGCAUCGAGCUGAGCAGCGCAAACCUGCCCAAGGAGGUGCCGCCCAAUCUGACGUUUGAGAUUGCCGACGCCGCCGAGGACUGGCCGCCGCGCCUCUACGACUUUAUUCAUCUGCGCAACCUCGUGGGAGGCGGUAUUCGUGACUGGCGCCGCCUCAUCGUCCAGGCGUUUGACCACCUCAAGCCGGGGGGCCAGCUCGAGUUCACAGAGGUCACGCCGCUCUUCUUCGGCGUCGAUCCGGACCCUACGUCCGAGUCGUCCGACGAUGCCGGCACCGACGCCGAGAGAGAAGAGCAGGCGGACACGGAGCAGCGGCCCCGGGCGGCCCUCGGCGCGGCGACGAUCGAGUACGGCGCCGUCUUCGCCGAGAUUGCCGCCGCUCAGGGCAUCGACUUUGACCCUACGCCAAAGGUGAGGCCGUGGCUGCGCGAGCUGGGCGCCGAGAGCGUGCGCGAGCGGUCCGACUGGAUGCCGGUGCGGAACUGGGCUCGGGAUCCUGUGGUGAGGAAGAAGGGCGAGAUUCUAUACAAGAUGCUCGAGACGGGUGAGUUCAUGUUGUUCCUCUUGCGAUGGGCCACUUUUGAACUCUUCUGACGCUGUAAUAUUCCUUUAGGAUGUAAUCAUUGGACGCUGAGAAUGUUUGGCCUCGCUGGCUGGGAGGAAGCAAAGACGCGCGAGCUGCUGGCCAGGGUGAUGAAAGAAUAUGACGACCCGCUCCUGAGGAGUUGUAUCAAAGUGUAUGUAUAUCGUAUUGCUGCUGUCUUUGCAUGAUGCUGACACUUUCAUGAUAGAACAUUUAUAUCGGCGAGAAAGCCCGGCGGCAAAAGUACCAAAGCGAGGACCGUGGAAAAGACACAAUGAACGGCCUCUGCGAAUCAAGAAGCAUCCAGACGAUAUAUAUAUAUAUAUAUACCCCUUUGAUCUCUCGAGCGAUUCUCGGC